UAUUUGUUACAAUCCUUUCUUUCUUAUCCCUUCCCUUCCUUUCAACUGCACAAGACGUGCUGUGUGGGAAUACCAAAUAUAGAUAUAUUCGUUUUUUCUUGGAUUGUAUAGGCUACUGGUUUUCAACUCUGUUAUUUUCAAUGGAUAAAGUUGUAGUCUAUUGAAACGUCAGUAACAUUUUGAAUGCCAAUAUUAUACAACAUAAAUGAUAAGGCUUUCUAUCAUUUCUACCGUUGCCAAAUCGUCAUUUGGAUAAAAAUGAGCACUUGAUGGAAAUUGGACUAUAAGGAAAUGAAGAAUCUUGAUAUCUUCGAUUUGAAGGAUUGACAGUGAGCGGCCCUCCUAUAUAAGAUGGUUCCCAGUGUGUGUGGUGUGUCCCUGGCUGUGGCGUUGCUGACCCUGGUGUCCCCUGGUUGUGCCUGCCCUCUGCCCUGCUCUUGCUACCAGCCCACUGAACUACACUGCACCUUCAGAUCUCUGGUCAACAUACCACAGCCCCUACCGCAGCACACACUACACAUCAACCUGGGGUUCAACAGUAUCAGCAGGAUCCCAGACAGCUCAUUGGCUGGUCUGAGGAGGCUGGCGCUGCUGAUGCUUCAUGGGAAUGACAUCCAUGAGAUUCCUGACGGAGCUUUCCAAGAUCUGUCCUCUCUUCAGGUCCUGAAGCUGAGCUAUAACAAGCUGAGGGAGAUCUCAGCAAAGAGCUUCUCAGGCCUGUCCUCUCUACAGCGCCUCCACCUGGAUCACAACUGGCUGCAGUCCCUCCACCCCCAGGCCCUGCUCCGCCUCCCCAACCUCAGACUGAUCCGGCUGCAGGGGAACCGGCUCCACCAGCUGCAUCCCCAGGCCUUCUGCACUCUGUCCCUACUGCAGACAUUCUGCUACUCCACCCUCAGGCAUCUGGACGUGUCCAACAACAGUCUGACUAACCUGCCCAGAGACAUACUGAGGACCGCCCCUCUUCUGGAGUCCCUAGCUCUGCAGGCCAACCCCUGGACCUGCGACUGCAGCAUGGCUUGGCUGCAGGCCUGGAGCAUCUCUCACCUAGGGUUGUUGAAAUGUCCGGGGCCACAGUGCCUGGUCUGUGCCUCACCCAAUCACCUGAAGGGACGUGGUCUUUUGCAGCAGAAAGACUUAUCCUGCACCUCGCCUGUAAUUGCCACCAAUUCCAGAGCCUCAUCUCAGGAGGAUGGCGAAAUUCAGUCAAUAGAAACUUUUAGGGAGGCUUUAGGUCACGCCUUCUUGGGGAUGUCCGACCAACAGGGGAAUGCCGUUGAUCUGAAGUGUAACAUCACACACUCCUCACAGACUCCUGACAUUACCCCACCACAACUUUCCUCCUCCUUCACCCCCCUCUCCCUCUCUCUUUCCCUUUCCCUGGUCUGUGGGGUGGAUGGGCACAGCUAUGAGAGGCUGUGGAGGCUGAUGGCCUACUACAGUGAGACACCUGCCAGGCUUCAGAGAGAAAUCAUGUUGAGUAAAGCCCCAACACUUGCCUACAGGUACAGACAGAGAGCAGAGAGAGAGGGCUACUACCAUACAGGGGUCAGAGCCAGUGUCCAAGCCCAGCCUGCCUGGUUACUGCAGCCCCAUGUCAGUCUCCAGUUCAACAGAGCUCAGUCCAGCACCCACAGGGUUAAACUGACCCUGUCCACCCUGGUGUCUGCCCCCCCAGACCCCCCAUCCCCACACCCCUGGGUCCUCAUCCAGACCAACCACACCCACACAGCUUUUACAGCAGCCACAGACAGCCAGGUCCACCUGCCCUGUCCUGUCCUUAGCUCUGCUGCAGACCUAAGCUCUGGAGACCCCAGGCUCCAAUGGGUGUUUCCAGAUGGUUCAACAGUCUCCUUCCCCUACCACAGCUCAGAUGGUAGGGUACGGGUGUCUGGCCAAGGGCUGAUCCUGCAGAGAGUGGAUCACUCUGAUGCUGGACUGUACUACUGCGUGGCGCGGGCGGGGGGAAAUGUUGAUGUUCUCCCCCUCCGUCUGGUGGUAGUAGAAUCAUCCAACCCUCCCCCAGGGGAGGAGCUAGGCCCUGCUGUGACUGGAUUGGUUGGAGACCCUGUCAGUCUACCGUGUGAGGCCUCUGGUUCACCGAGGGUUGAGGUGAACUGGGUUCUUCCUGACGGGGGAGUGGUAGGGAGUAGGAACAAGGGGAGAAGAACGGGGGAGGCAGGGGUGACUGUUUUAGCCAAUGGUACCCUGUCUCUCCCCUUCCCUGGGCAGAGAGACGCAGGACUAUACCGUUGUGUAGCGGUGAACCAGCACGGUGCUGACUCUCACUCCACCAGACUGAUUCUAACCCCACGUCCUUCUGACACCUCAUCACGCAUGAGAUAUCCCAUGAGGCCACAGUCUUUGGUGGGGUUGUCCAACAGGGUACCAGCCCCUCUAGGGGUCAAGGAGGUUGAAGAGGGGGUGUCAGGAAAUGACAAGGGGGGGGAGGAGAACAUACUGUCCACCAGGGCAGGUAACACCAGGAGGAGAGGUCUUAGACCUAAACCUCCCCUGACACGGCGCCCCCCCAUCAGAUCCCACAUGGUGAGGGUGGAGGGAGGCGGACCCCCUCAGAGGGGCAGGAGGCCCCUGAGGAGAGGCUUCCCUGUGGAGCAGAAGAGGAACAGGCUGGAGGGCCGCCGGAGGUUUAACCUGGCCAAACACAAGAUUGACCCUCAGAAAUGGGCCGAGCUGCUGGCUAAGAUACGUGAAAGGACUGCCCCUAAAAUCACAGACUCCCUAUAUAUAUCAACCCCAACUAGAACACGUACUACCACCUCAGCCCCCCCAACUAGAGCAAAGACAACCACCUCAACCCCAACUGAAGCAAAGGAAACCACCUCAACCCCAACUGAAGCAAAGACAUCCACCUCAACCCCAACUGAAGCAAAGACAACCACCUCAACCCCAACUGAAGCAAAGACAACCACCUCAACCCCAACUGAAGCAAAGACAACCACCUCAACCCCAACUGAAGCAAAGACAACCACCUCAACCCCAACUGAAGCAAAGACAACCACCUCAACCCCAACUGAAGCAAAGACAACCACCUCAACCCCAACUGAAGCAAAGACAACCACCUCAACCCCAACUGAAGCAAAGACAACCACCUCAACCCCAACUGAAGCAAAGACAACCAGAAUAAAGCCAGGCAGCACACAACCAAAGACCACACAACCAAACAUCACACUACCAAACACCACACUACCAAAGAGCACACCAGAGGUUACAGUGGGAAGAAAAUCCCCUCAACGUACUGUAUUGGAGUCAGAGGCUGAUACCACAGAGGGUUUUUCCAUAGAUGUCCCCAGUCUACAGGAAGAGGGGUUGAACACUGUCCACACAUCACUGAUCCCAGACUUGCUAACAAAGGAUAGAGUGGCCCCAGAGACAACAAACACUGCAGAUCAGACCAAUAACUUCCCCCAGACCCCUCAGUCAAACACAGACACAGAUACAGGGACAGGAACAGAGACAGAGAGUUCUCCUAAAAGCACAAAGCCAACCUCCAGCAUCAAUGACAUUAGCAAAGAGGUGGUCCUUAAUCCUGUAAGGACCACAGGUGAGAGGGGAAGGUAUGGAACAACAAACUCUGGACAGGUAACAUUCUCCAACUCUGUCCCGUCGCAAUCCAGAAUCCCCUGGAAUUCCAGGAGAAGGCCCGCCCAGAGGAGACGCAUCAACAGACCCAGAGGACGACCCACCGCCCCACAGAAUGCCCCAGGUCCAACCUCCCCUCGCCAGAAUACCCCAGGUCCAACCUCCCCUCGCCAGAAUACCCCAGGUCCAACCUCCCCUCACCAGAAUACCCCAGGUCCAACCUCCCCUCGCCAGAAUACCCCAGGUCCAACCUCCUCUCGCCAGAAUACCCCAGGUCCAACCUCCUCUCGCCAGAAUACCCCAGGUCCAACCUCCCCUCACCAGAAUACCCCAGGUCCAACUUCCCUUCUCCACAAUACACCCAGAGCAGCACUUGCAGACCCCAGGGAACUGCCAGCAGCUGCUACAACCACUACUAUAACUACUGCUCCAUCCUCUACUAGGAUCACUGCUCCAUCAAGCACAUCCGUCUCCCCCCCUGCCUUCUUUCCUGCCUCUCCCCCCCAGACACACACAGACAGGGUGACUCACUCAGCAAACACUGCUUCUUGGCUCCCUGACAGGUCCCAAACGACUAGCACACACACACAGAUUUGCACACACACUCACACACACAUUGGCAAACAUACACCCACAGUCACAACAACUAGUACACACACAGACCAACAUACACCCACAGUUACACACAGUGAUACAGACAAACAGAGUUAUGCUGAAACAGAGGUUCAGGUCUGGGCCACUCCAAAAGAGCAGGUUCCAUCUGUCUUCAACCAACACAACCCAGAGGAUAUCAAAACAGCUCCCCCUCAGUCUGGAACCACACCAGGCAGAACAACACCUACUGGCACUGAGAAAGAACCCAGUGAGAUAGAACCCCUCUACCCAGCUGCUGAUGAAGAUCCCAAUGAGGAAGAACCACCAGCCACUGAUGAAGAACCCAGUGAAAUAGAACCACCAGCAACUGAUGAGGAACACAGUGAGGUAGAACCACCAGCCACUGAUGAAGAACACAGAGCGGUAGAACCACCAGCCACUGAUGAAGAACACAGAGAGGUAGAACCACUAGCCACUGAUGAAGAACACAGAGAGAGAGAACCACCAGCCACUGGUGAAGAACACAGAGAGAGAGAACCACCAGCCACUGAUGAAGAACACAGAGAGAGAGAACCACCAGCCACUGAUGAAGAACACAGAGAGAGAGAACCACCAGCCACUGAUGAAGAACACAGAGAGAUGGAACCACCAGCCACUGAUGAAGAACACAGAGAGAGAGAACCACCAGCCACUGAUGAAGAACACAGAGAGAGAGAACCACCAGCCACUGAUGAAGAACACAGAGAGAGAGAACCACCAGCCACUGAUGAAGAACACAGAGAGAGAGAACCACCAGCCACUGAUGAAGAACACAGAGAGAUGGAACCACCAGCCACUGAUGAAGAACACAGAGAGAUGGAACCACCAGCCACUGAUGAAGAACACAGAGAGAGAGAACCACCAGCCACUGAUGAAGAACACAGAGAGACGGAACCACCAGCCACUGAUGAAGAACACAGAGAGAUGGAACCACCAGCCACUGAUGAAGAACACAGAGAGAGAGAACCACCAGCCACUGAUGAAGAACACAGAGAGAGAGAACCACCAGCCACUGAUGAAGAACACAGAGAGAUGGAACCACCAGCCACUGAUGAAGAACACAGAGAGAUGGAAACACCAGCCACUGAUGAAGAACACAGAGAGAUGGAACCAGUCUAUCUAGCACCUGAUAAACCAGAGGAGAGACAGCCAGAGUCAGAAAUAAACAGCUCUCUUUCAUCUACAACACAACUACUGUCCCCAAACACAACUGAUACAGUAGCUGCCACUGUUUCAGCCAUCACCUCCUCUACAGUCAUCACCUCCAUUAGAAGAACUAACACUAUAACUAUUCCUACAACUACUACCACUAUUCCUACAACUACUACCACUAUUCCUACAACUACUACCACUAUUCCUACAACUACUACCACUAUUCCUACAACUACUACCACUAUUACCACUAUUCCUACAACUACUACCACUAUUCCUACAACUACUACCACUAUUCCCACAACUACUACCACUAUUCCCACAACUACUACCACUAUUCCCACAACUACUACCACUAUUCCUACAACUACUACCACUAUUCCUACAACUACUACUACCACUCCUACUACUACAACAGUCUGGAGGAAUCCUGGGCUAAACUCCAUCCCAGACUCACAUGGCAGUCGCUACCACCCCCCACCUUACCCCAACUACCCACAACACCUUAUCACUAGGCCUGACCCAGUCAGAACUCCACCCCCAAUAAAACACGCACCCUCUCUCCCACACCAUGUCAACCCCAAACUUCUUCUCCCAGACAUUUUAGAGACCCCUUCCUCUGUAGUCCCCACCACAAGAGCUCCGUCCAGCCCCCCCAACACCUCCCCACCCACCACAGACCCUCAGGCCGAGGUCAACACUUGCUCUACUCCUCGUUCCCCUCCCCUCUCUCCACACCGUAGUGUGACUGCCCAACGCCUCCCUCAGAGCCCUGUCCUGCGUGUCAGGCCCCUUAUCACUCCCCCCCACGUGCGCUCCAUGUCUGUCCCAGCUGAGAGUGACGCCCUCCUGCCAUGCGAGGCCAUUGGACAGCCUCCUCCGACAAUCACCUGGAUCAAGGUCUCCACAGGAGCUGUGAUAUCACUGGACACCAAGGCAGAGCGUUUCCAGGUCCUACCCAAUGGAACCUUUCUCAUCCGGAGUGUGCAGGUCCAGGACCGGGGGACAUAUAUCUGCAGCGCACAGAACUCUGUGGGUCUUGACCGCGCGAUGGUGACUCUGGAGGUCUGGUCCCGCCCACCACGCAUUCAGCUACCCACUCACAGAGAGGCCACGGUGCACCAGGGGGGCGAGGUGAGGUGGGAGUGUCAGGCUCAGGGGGUGCCUGCCCCUCUGCUGUCCUGGGUGCUACCUGACCGCUCCAUCCUGACCCCCGACCUUAACUCCAACCCUGCCCAUGGCCCUCACCCCCGGGUGUCUAUAUUCCCUAAUGGUACUCUGCGUAUUGUGGCUGUCGGCCCAGCAGACAGAGGUCUGUAUCGCUGUGUAGCCUCCAACCCAGCAGGGGCAAGCAGUCUGUCAGUCCGACUCCAUGUCUCCUUCCUGCCUCCAGCCAUCCAGCAGCUGAGAGAGGAGAGGGUAACCCAGCCCGCUGGCAUGCCUGUCUACGCCCACUGCUCUGCCCGGGGGGCCCCCGCUCCCUCCAUCCGCUGGAGGACCCCAGAUGGUACGCUGCUGCUCCCCUCUCAAUUCCUCAACGGGAACCUGUUUGUCCUCCCCAACGCCACCUUGCUGAUACGCAAGCUUUCCACUAAGGACUCUGGGAGCUACGAGUGUCUGGCGACUAAUGCAGUGGGCGGGGAUAAGAGGACAGUGAGGGUUUUGGUGACUGGAGAUGAAGGAGGAGGUGUUGUCUCCACAGAUAAAACUACAUCCUCCUCUUCCAUUAACAGUAACUCUGACCUGAACCCCUCUUCAGCCAUCCUUAACCCUCCUCUCCGGCCCUCCUCGCCCCUCAGUAAGGCUAAGAUCCUCUCCACCUCUCCAUCCAAUUCUAUAGUUGCAUAUGGUGAAACUCUGCUCCUUCAAUGUUCAGCAACCGGCAACCCAGAGCCUAGAGUGGUCUGGAGGGUACCUGGCAAGAAACUAGUGGAUGCCCACUACAGUUUUGACAAGAGGAUGAAGGUACACUAUAAUGGAACGCUGUAUAUCCAGUCCGUGACGGAGAAAGACGGGGGGGACUAUUUAUGUGUCGCACGAAAUAAAAUGGCUGAUGACUACCGCCUCCUCCGUGUCACCGUGGUCACAAAGCCCGCUAAACCCGCUAAGAUUGAGCCAAAGCAGCCGUCCAAUCAGAAGGUGGUAUCGUAUGGAGCAGCUUUACAGGUAGACUGUCUGGCGACCGGGCAGCCCGACCCCGCAGUGAGUUGGAGCCUACCGGACGGAACCUCAGUGAACAGCGUACUGUUGCAAGGGGAGGUGAAAGGGGGACGGAGGAGGCGGCUGGUGGUGUUUGACAACGGGACUCUGUUCCUCCCCUCAGUGAGGAUGGGGGAGGAGGGGGAGUACGUCUGCCACGCUGAGAACCAGAUGGGGAGAGACUCCAUGAGGGUGAUGAUCAAAGUCCUUACCUCACCCCCUUCCUUCCCCAGAACGAGAUAUCAGGUCAUCAAGGUGCAACAAGGGGGCGUGGUGGCUCUGAACUGUGGGGCCAAAGGAGAGCCCAUCCCUACAAUCACAUGGUUCUCUCCAAUCAAUCGUGUCAUCCCCGUGGGGGGGUCCGGUCCAGUUGUAGUGCGUCCAGAUGGCUCCUUGGUGAUCCAGGGGGCUAGAGUGGCUGACGGAGGAAACUACACCUGCCGAGCCAGCAACGUGGCUGGGGAGAGGAGCAGGGUGAUGGGGGUGGAGGUGAGCAUGACCCCACCCAGCUUCACUCUCAAUGGGGCUAGGGGUGGACUCGAUGGGACAGACAGACAUACAGCUGUUGGUAGCGGUAGUGGACUAAGUGCUGUGAUCACCAUCAGUCAGUCUGCAGGGAGGGUUCAGUCGGGCAGUACUGGUAAUGGUGUCAGUAGUGGUAAUGGUGUCAUUAAUAAUGAAGUUAGUCAUAAUGGGGUCAGUAAUGUAGGGGACCAGAAGGUCUCAGCACUAAGAGGCCAGACAGUUCUUUUGCCCUGUCCAUCCCAGGGCUUCCCUCCACCCCGCUUGGCCUGGUUGCUGCCUAGUAACGGGGUUCUCCCGGCGCCUUACUACGGCAGCAGACUCACUGUGCACCGCAACGGAACCCUGGAGCUGAGGGGGGUGAGGGCAAGCGAUGCUGGCCUGCUGGUGUGUGUUGCUCGCGGUGAGAGGGGCGAGGCUCAGAUAAUGGUACAUCUGGAGGUUUUAGACACACAGGACCCACCUCGCUCCAGAGGCCCAGUGACCACAGGGAAACCUCGCCCAGUAGGCCCAGUCAGCACAGAGACAUCUCGUCCAGUAGGCCUAGUCAGCACAGAGAAACAUCAUCCAGUAGGCCCAGUCAGCAUAGAGAAACCUCGCCCAGUAGGCCCAGUCAGCACAGAGAAACCUCACCCAGUAGGCCCAGUCAGCACAGAGAAACCUCACCCAGUGGGCCCAGUUAGCGCAGAGAAACCUCGCUCAGGAUUCGCAGUUACAGAGGAGACACCUCACCCCAGAGGCCCAGUCACUACUGAGAAACCUCACUUAGGAGGCCAAGUCAGCACAGAGACACCUCACCCAGUAGGCGGGGAUAAGAGGACAGUACCAGGAGUCCCAUUCCGAGGGAACACACCUCGCCCAAGAGGCCCAGUGGCAGAGGCAGCGAGGAGUGGCAUCCUGGAGAGGAAGCCUGUGGUCAUCAGCAGAUCAGCUUCUCUGGUCAGCAUCAUAAGUGGAGAGAAUCUGCGGCUACCCUGUCCUCAGAGAGACAGCCCCAGUCAGAGUUCCAGCCAGACCCAGUCUCUAACCUGGACGUUGCCCAGCGGGGUGAUCGUUUCUCGGGGCCAGACGGCAGGGAUGGGUCAGUACUCAAUCCUGGAUGACGGGACUCUGACGGUGCAGCAGGCGUCUGUGUUCGACAGGGGGACCUACUCCUGCCGAACCACCAAUCAGGACACGUUGUCUAUCCUGACAGUUCCAGUGAUUGUUAUCGCCUACCCCCCUCGCAUCACCAACGGCCCCCCUCCCCUCACCUACACCCGGCCCGGAGUUGCUGUGCAGCUCACCUGCAACGUCAUAGCAACCCCCCGAGCGACCAUCACCUGGGAGAUGCCGGACCAAUCCCAGCUAAGGGUCACAGGUCAGGCCCGUCUCUAUGGCAACCGGUACCUGAGCCCCCAGGGUUCCCUAGUGAUCCAGAACCCGACCAGCAGAGACACUGGGUUCUACCGCUGUACUGCACGGAACGUCAUUGGAACCGACACCAAGGCCACUUAUCUACAUGUGAUCUAACAGAACACACACACAGUGAGACCUGGUCCUCCUUAUCCUCGUGUCUGGAGGAGGCACACACACACACACACACACACACACACAAAUACACACACACAUACUUUUUGCCCUAAGAAACUGCAAAGUUGAGUGCAGAAAAUACUGUUCAACCAAAGACUGAUAAAAGAUAGUAAAUAGAGAGUAUAAAACCAAAUGCAUUUUACAGCAAGAGUGUGUUAUGCAUCUUUCUUUUUUUAAAUUGUACCUUUAUUUAACUAGGCAAGCCAGUUAAGAACAAAUUCUUAUUUACAAUGACGGUCAAACCCAGAUGAUGUUGGGCCAAUUGUGCGCCGCCCUAUGGGACUCCUAAUCACGUCCGGUUAUGAUUCAGCCAGAGUGUGUUAUGCAUCUUACGGCCAUAAUGUGUUACACAUCUUAUAGCCAUAAUGUGUUACACAUCUUACAGCCAUAAUGUGUUAUACAUCUCACAGCCAUAAUGUGUUACACAUCUUACAGCCAUAAUGUGUUAUACAUCUCACAGCCAUAAUGUGUUAUACAUCUCACAGCCAUAAUGUGUUACACAUCUUACAGCCAUAAUGUGUUACACAUCUUACAGCCAUAAUGUGUUAUACAUCUUACAGCCAUAAUGUGUUACACAUCUUACAGCCAUAAUGUGUUAUGCAUCUUAUAGCCAUAAUGUGUUACACAUCUUACAGCCAUAAUGUGUUAUACAUCUCACAGCCAUAAUGUGUUACACAUCUUACAGCCAUAGUGUGUUAUGCAUCUUACAGCCAUAAUGUGUUACACAUCUUACAGCCAUAAUGUGUUACACAUCUUACAGCCAUAAUGUGUUACACAUCUUACAGCCAUAAUGUGUUACACAUCUUACAGCCAUAAUGUGUUAUGCAUCUUAUAGCCAUAAUGUGUUACACAUCUUACAGCCAUAAUGUGUUAUGCAUCUUACAGACAUAAUGUGAUAUAGAUCACACAGCCAUAAUGUGUGAGUUAUAAAAGCAAUGAGCAGCUCUGAGAAGCAACUGCAUUAUUCAACAACAAGAAAUAGUGUCAACAUCACAGACUAUAUCAGGGAGUAAAAACAUCAGCAACAUCAGCAUCAGCAACAUGUAACAUAUUCAGCUCUGUAUUACAACCUUUCUGAACUUUUACCUCCAUAAUAUCUAAAGUGGCCUUUUGAGUCCUGUGUAUAGUUGUGUAUUUAUGAGCAGAACAAACAUUUGAUAGUGGUCACAGAACUCCUCCAAUGAUAGUUCUGUGGAGCCACAGGAGGCUGCAGAGCUCUGUGUCUGCAGCGCUCUGUGUCUGCAGCUCUCUGUGUCUGCAGCUCUGUGUCUGCAGAGCUCUGUGUCUGCAGCGCUCUGUGUCUGCAGCGCUCUGUGUCUGCAGCGCUCUGUGUCUGCAGCUCUGUGUCUGCAGCGCUCUGUGUCUGCAGCGCUCUGUGUCUGCAGCUCUGUGUCUGCAGCGCUCUGUGUCUGCAGCGCUCUGUGUCUGCAGCGCUCUGUGUCUGCAGCGCUCCAACCCUGCAGACUUAACCACUCUUCCAGCCAUUAGGCUGUAGGCUACAUACAUCCCAGAUCUGUCAAAUAAAAACAACAGUUACCAAGUCUUUCAAGAUGGUAUUUUUGUAUACAGUAGCAUAGAUGUGUGUGUGGCUCCAGUGUCAGAUCACGCAUGUGUAAUAUCCAUAUAAAAGCUGAUAUCAUCAUGUUUUAAUUUUGUUUAAAUUAUUUGUCUUGUUAAGACUGUAAUAUAAAGUUGUUAUUUUGUGCCUAUUGUCAUAAAGAGAGAGAUUUCUCUCGAAUCUCUCACUAACCUUCUGUCAAUUAUGCUUUUUUUCCCCCAACUGUUACAUUUUAUAAAUAAAAGAUAAAAGGAAUUCA
Molecule: messenger RNA, 11498 nt
Organism: Salmo salar (Atlantic salmon)
Lineage: Eukaryota; Metazoa; Chordata; Actinopteri; Salmoniformes; Salmonidae
Source: RefSeq, a predicted model, not a curated record